Messenger RNA from Dermacentor silvarum, 514 nucleotides. Its product is annotated as estradiol 17-beta-dehydrogenase 2-like. Lineage: Eukaryota; Metazoa; Arthropoda; Arachnida; Ixodida; Ixodidae. The transcript has 3 exons. The record is from RefSeq and is a predicted model, not a curated record. Bases 92 to 514 code for a protein of 140 amino acids.
CAACAAAAGUUCAGCGUGAGGGUUCGCACUGGGGAGUGGAGGAGUCUGUGUUCCACAUCUGUAGCGUGUAAACACCUUGAUUGAACCUAAAAUGAGGACGUCGUGGACACUGUUCUUUGCGCUCCUGUUUCUGUUGUGGAGCCUGUGGAACUAUUUGACACCGCUGCGGGAGAUAUCGGUGAUCAUUGGAUCCGUGUGGGUUGCACUGUGGGUCUCCUACAAACUGUCCGGUCUCGUCUCGACUGCUUUUGUGAGCGAGGUGUGCGGAGAGGGCAAGGCUGUGCUCAUUACCGGCUGCGACACAGGUUUUGGCCACAGGCUUGCGAAGCGACUAUCCCGUAAAGGUUUCAUGGUGUUCGCCGGCUGCCUGAGCUCGAAAAGUGACGGAGCGGCGGAACUUAAGCUCCUCCCCAACAUAAACGUCUUGCAGCUCGACGUCACAGAUCAAAAGCAAAUCGACGACGCCCUGGACGCUGUGAAGGAACAGCUGGACAUCAGAGGUACACCAACGUAA